Messenger RNA from Aplysia californica (California sea hare), 1745 nucleotides. Its product is annotated as solute carrier organic anion transporter family member 2A1. Gene Ontology annotation, biological process: sodium-independent organic anion transport; transmembrane transport. Lineage: Eukaryota; Metazoa; Mollusca; Gastropoda; Aplysiida; Aplysiidae. Gene Ontology annotation, molecular function: protein binding. Gene Ontology annotation, cellular component: membrane. The record is from RefSeq and is a predicted model, not a curated record.
CAGAUUUUGCACAGAAGCAAGUUAGCGUUGCUGCAGACUUCGCUACGCGUCCACUUCAGUUGGAGGUGUCCCAGUUCGAAACUUUAUUUGUCCAGAGAUUUUUGUUUCCACAUUUAUGACCUUUCGGGCGGAAUUUUAACGUUUUGUGCAACGUUUCUCAGAGGUCAGCAAAGAUGUCAGACCAACAAGCUCACGACAACGGGGGAUAUGUCAAUGACCCCAAGGACAACAGCUUGAAGAUCAAGGCACUGCCCGUUGCGCCUCCUCUCGACGAGGAAGACGAUGAGGUGGAUCUGAGCUUCGGCAUUGGACCGUUCCGAAGCAAGCUGCUCGGCAAAUGCUUCUCGAACAUGUAUGUUUUCGUCGUGUGCGCUGGGCUCGCUGGAAUGGUGUCAAGAAUGGGACCAACAACUAUUUCUGGCCACAAAUCUCACAUCCCAUUUAUAAUUGGGCUUUGCGCUUUUACUAACGGCCUUUUGCUCAUGAUACCAGCCUUCGUCCAUUUCGCAAAGCCGUACCACUUGCCGGGUAAGGAAGCCGCAGAUCCUCAGCAGAUGAUGAUGAUGCUGAUGACGCAGAUGUGUGUACCGCCGACCAACGGUUCAGGAAGCAUACCAAUGAUGCCGCCUCGAGAUCCCUGUCGGUCGGCAUUGGCAUGAUUUCAGGCACCUUCUUCAGUGGCUUCCUCAGCAGCCGCACCAAGUCUAAGGGCGGCCUGGUUCUCAUCAUGGUUUUCGCCUACCUAGCGGCUGCUGCCAUUACCCCUGUCGUGUUGGCCUUCCCUUGUGACACCGUCAAGUUCCACGGCUUAGACGAUGCCAAAUAUGGCAUACCAGUAAACGGCAGCGAUGUCUGUAGCUGCCAAAACGGAUUUAUCGCCCCUGUGUGUGGCGCGGACGGCAACACCUACUACUCACCCUGCUACGCUGGAUGCACGGGCAGAACACCUGAUAUGAUGAUAUAUCCUGACGGGAAUGGACACGUCUGCGUACGGCGGUGCCUUCCUGGUGGUCUGCACCAUGUACCUGGUCACUAAGUACCAGGACAGGAAAGAAAGGAAAAAGAAGGCCAGGAAACAGCUGUCGGUCAUGACCCCGCCAUCAGUGAAUGUCUACAAGAUGUAAUGAGCAAGUUUAUCUUGUUUAUUUGUGAUAUGUGAAUACAUGUAUCACAAAGAUGUAAUAAGCAAGCUUGUCUUAUUUGUGUUCCGUGAAUGUAAUGAGUGAGCUUUCCUUGUUUUGUUAUCUGUGUGAAUGUGACCAAGAUGUAAUGAGCAACCUUGUCUUGUUUCUGUGUGAAUUUUAACAAAAUGUAAUGAGCGAGGUUGCCUUGUAUUUGUUUUUUAAUCUAUAAAUGUCACCAAGAUGUAAUGAGUAAGUUUGUCUUGUUUAUUUGUGAUAUGUGAAUUUCUUCACAAUGUAACGAGCAAGCUUGUCUUGUUUGUUUAUUAUCUGUGUAAAUGUCACCAAGAUGUAAUGAGCAAGUGUGUCUUGUUUAUUUGUGGUAUGUGAAUGUCAUCACUAUGUAACGAGCAAGCUUGUCUUGCUUGUUUAUUAUCUGUGUGAAUAUCUCCAAGAUGUAAUGAGCAAGCUGGUCUUAUAUGUUCCGCGAAUGUCACGCCUUAUUUGUUCUUCGUGAAUGUCACCAAGAUGUAAUGAGCAAGCUAGUCUUGUAUGUUAUCAUUUGCGAGACAAUAUUAUUGACCUUUUAAAAUGUUUAUUAGUUAUUAAAAACCAACCUAUGGA